Pararge aegeria (speckled wood butterfly) is the source of this 4023-nucleotide messenger RNA. It is a transcript of the gene timeout, whose product is annotated as protein timeless homolog. Gene Ontology annotation, biological process: DNA replication checkpoint signaling; replication fork arrest; DNA repair. NCBI's taxonomy places the organism in Eukaryota, Metazoa, Arthropoda, Insecta, Lepidoptera, Nymphalidae. The record is from RefSeq and is a predicted model, not a curated record. The coding region runs from base 154 to 3996 and encodes 1280 amino acids. Gene Ontology annotation, cellular component: replication fork protection complex. The transcript has 23 exons. Gene Ontology annotation, molecular function: DNA binding.
UUUACGUCAAAACUUCAGGAAAUUCAUUCAAAAUAUUAAAUUAAAUCCUUUAAUAUGAUCUUUUUUUUAAUGAAAUAGUUCAUUAUGAUAUAAUAAUUGAAACAUGUCGAUUUUAAAGUGAUGUGAAGUGAUUUUAAUGUCUUAAAAGUGAAAAUGAGUUCCUUACUGUCCGCGGAACUUUCAGCGACUUGCAAUGCGUUAGGAACAUUCAAUAAAAAGACUGGGAAGUAUCUAAUAGAUGAUUUUACGCUUAACACAGUAAAAGACCUAAUCAGGUACUUACGACGUGAUGGCGAAGACCACGAAAUUCGCAGGCACUUCGGUCAAACUAAAGUGCUACAGACAGACUUGCUGCCUAUGUUGAUAGACCAUUGGGAGAGAGAUGAACUUUUCGAUGUUACGCUUAGAUUGAUUGUCAACCUGACAAAUCCAGCACUCCUACUGUACAGAGAAGAAGUGCCCACAGAAAGGUCAGCUCGGCACAAUUAUUUACAGAUAUUGUCUCAUCUGCAGUCAUAUAAGGAAGAAGCCUUCACAAAAGUUGAAACCUGGCAGUUGUUUGCCAAGAAACUGGCUAAGAUCCUGGAAAUAGAUUGGUCAGAAAGAGAUGAAGAAACAGGUUUGAUAAUUGAAAGAAUUCUGAUCUUGAUCAGAAAUGUGUUACAUGUGCCUGCUGAUUUAGAUAAAGAGAGAAGACCUGAAAACGAUGCAAGCAUUCAUGAUCAGGUACUCUGGGCCUUAAAUCAAGCUGGUAUAUUAGACAUAAUCUUAUACAUGUCAUCCGAAAACGAAAAACAGUACUUUAUGCAUAUCUUGGAAAUAAUUUCUCACUUGUUACGAGAGCAAAAUCCAACAAGUUUAGCCGAUGCAGCUUUGCAGAGGAGUGUGGACGAAAAGUUGAGGGAUGAUCAGGAAUUACUUAUGAUAAGAAUGUCUGAGAAUAAGGAGCGAUUGAAUAAGGUUAAACAGUAUUCUGCGACAAGGCAUUCUCGUUUCGGAGGAACAUAUGUGGUACAAAAUAUGAAGUCCAUAUCAGAAAACGAGCUGAUUAGCUUGAAACCAUUGAACAAAAUAUCCAACUUGGACUUUAGCGGGAGUAAGAAAACUAAGCUUGUGAAACCAAAGAAUAGGAGGCCUGUUGAAAGUGGAUUCUUAGAACGGAGAUCAGCUUUUGCUAUAAGAUUAUUUUUGAAAGAGUUUUGCAUAGAGUUUUUGAACUCGUCCUAUAAUCCAUUGAUGCAUUACGUGAAAGACGUUCUAGUGAGAGCAAAGGCGCAACAAAACGACGAAUCCUAUUAUUUAUGGGCUGUGAAAUUCUUUAUGGAGUUUAAUAGAGGUCACAAUUUCCAAGUGGGACUAGUCAGCGAGACGAUGUCCGUGCCAAUGUUCCACUACGUGCAACAGCAGUUGGAAAAAUACUACGAUAUGAUAAAAGUCGAGAAGAAAAAAUUCGCACCCUGGGUCCGAAGACUUCAUCUAUCGCUCCGAGCAUACAAAGAACUGCUUAAUACUCUACUAGCUAUGGACAAAAGUACUGACGACAGUGUGAAAGAAUCGGCAAAAGUGUUGAAGAGCAAUAUAUUCUAUGUGUUGGAAUAUAGGGAGUUUAUAUUGUCUAUUUUCCUGAACUAUGAUGAAAAUAAGAUGCCAAGGUCAUACUUGGUGGAUUUAAUAGAAACAAUACAUCUGUUCUUGAAGAUGUUGGAGUAUUAUUGCAAGAAAACAGGACUCAUGGUGCAAAAGAAAGUACGCAGAAAGGCGAAGAAGAAAUUAAAAAAACAAAAACAUCGCGCUGCAAAGCCUAAAGCAAUAGAGGUAACCGCGUGGGAGGAAAUUCGUCCUCAGAUAGCGGCAGUGUUAAGCGCGGGCGUCGAACACUAUCCACCGCCAUUCGACGCGGCAUCGGAUGUGCCCAUCGAUCAACAAAAAGAGGACUGCAUGAAGAAAAUACAGCAACGAAUGCGCGAUCACAAAUAUGAAGACGCUGUGGGUACAUUCAGAGCUGCACGGGAGGUAUGGCCAGAAGAGGGUAUUUUUGGUGUUGAUGGUAUACCAGAGGACGAAGAACUCGAUAUGCUGGGGAUCAUUUAUAACACCGAUCUCGGAGUGGAAGUAUCAGAAAUGAAUCAGGAUGAGUCGCAAGACAACUCUGAAAAUGAUGAUGAAGACGAGGAAGAUGAUGAAGAACCGUCAACAGCUGUCGUGGAAACUGACUUCGACUUUAAAGACUUCGUGUUGAGAUUCUGUCAUGCGCGCGUAGUGAGCGCCUGUGUGUAUCUCCUGGAGCGUUACGACAAAAACCUACCGCACACGAACCACUGUAUCGUGAAGAUGUUGCACAGAAUCGCUUGGGACUGCAACAGACCGGUCAUGAUGUUUCAGGCGACGCUGUUUUUGAUAUUCCAGAGGGUUCUUCACAAUCCGGUGCCGCAUUUAAAGGAAUUAGAAAAGUUCGCCGUGUUCAUUCUAAGAAAAUUCACCGAAAUAGCUUCGAGGAGCGGCAAAGUUUUUAUCGAACUAUUGUUCUGGAAAAAUUCGAAAGACGCCGUCGAAAUUGAGCACGGCUACGAUGUUAACAGCGACCCCAGGGAUAAGCUCGGCAAGGGGGGCUGGAGCGAGGAACAGGAGGAGGAACUUCGGAAACUGUAUAUGGAGAACCAAGCGAACCCCGAAACGGAUCAGGAUGUAAUCGAUUGGAUGUUGGAUAACUUGAUCGACCAAACGCGCACGCGACGUGGUGUCGUCAAGAAGCUAAAAGAACUCGGCCUCUUGUUCAAAGCGCCCACCAAGAGGAGUAACCGCGAAAGAAGGGAUAAGGUUCCUAAAGAAUUUAGCGAGGAAGAAGAUGAAAAGUUGAGGGAACUGUGGAAACAAUAUGGAGAUACACCUGAUCCAAUGACGCUAAUAGUACCUCGAAUGCCCCGUAAACGGUCUAAGCGCAGUUUCGUAGACAGACUGUUAGAGCUCGGCAUAAUAGAGGACAGGAAACAAUGCCGUAAAAAGAAACAAAGGAGAGCUAAAAGCGCCGCGGAUGACGACAAAUCGAACGAAAGUUCUUCACAGUCGGAAGGUGAAGCUUCAAACUCCGACAGCGAGAACGAUGACGGCCCGCCGCCCACAAUAAACAUCAAACCAAAGAAAAAGAACAAAAAGGACGCGGAGAAAAAACAACUAUUCAAAAAUAAAAAGCCAGUUAAAAGUGUGGAGUUAAGUGCCAAUGAAAUUGCAAAACUGCUGGUGCAAGCUGUCGAUGAGGGUUACACAGAAGCUCUAAAGUGGGUAGCGGAGAAUCUAGAAGAGGUAGCGCUGGACCAAGAAGCUGAGGGUUUUGACCCUUCAGCAGAAGGUACUCCACUUGUACCUAUAUCAAGUGAAUCCGCAGAAGCUAUGGACAGUACGCUAUUCGUUAAAGUGCUAAAAAGUAUUGGCGUGCUCCCUCCCAGUGACGAACAAGAAACCUACUGGAGAAUACCGAGCAGCCUACAUCAUGAAACUAUUCGUAAAAGACGAGAAAUUAUUAUAAAAGCUGUAAACAAAGAACUCAUCAUCGACAGUACAAAUACAAAUGCAAAUGAUAGUAAUACUAGAACGAAUGAUACAGUACCUGAAAAUAGUGAAGAAAGAACAGAUAACAAGGACGAUUCAAGCGACGACGACGAUUUAUUUGAUAAUUUGCGAAAAAUACGCGAUAAUAUACCUGAAUUAAGUGAUAAUGUAUCGAAUUAUAAAAGUGUAUCGAAUAAUCGUAAACGAAGUCGCAGUGUUAAUGCCGAUGAAGGUAAUAAUCGGAAGAUGCAGAGAAUCGAUGAACAUGAAGACGAGGAUGAAGAUAUUUUGUCGUUCGCUAAGAAAACUUUACAAACCGAAUUGCCUGAUACUGAAGAUAUAUUAAGUGGACUGCCGCAACACAGUGAUGACAGCGAGCGGGAAGAUGGCGGCGCGGCGAGAGGGAAACGCAAAAAACUACGAGUAAUUAGCGACGACGAAUCCGAAUGAACAAUUUAUUAAAAUUUCUUCAAUGUU